AUGCCAAUGACCAUCGAGCUCGUGGAAAAGCUGAGUUCUGUCGCCAAAGAAGAUAUGCCCAACGAGACCAUCUACGCCAAUCAAAUUCACAAGCACACUUUCACCUGCACGAAGCGAGGUGAGACGACUUGCAGAUUUGGGAUCCCGUACUGGCCAAUGCCUGCUACUCGAGUCUUGGUUCCAAUGCCUCAGACUGAUGGACGCCGGUCAACAUUCCAAAAAAAAUCCAAGGAGCUACGAACGUGUCUCAGCGAACGUACAUACCCUAGCAUGAAUGACUUUUUGAGGGAACAUGGUCUGACAUUUGAUGCAUAUCUUGAUAUAGUACGUUCAACCCUUCGCAGGCCAACUUUGUUGUUUAAACGUAACUUCGAUCAACUUAUGACAAACACGUUCAACCCUUACCUUGCUGGUCAAAUUAAUUCCAACAUCGAUAUUCAGUUUAUCUUAGAUGAAUACAGCUGCGCACAGUACGUCGUGGAAUACGUGAACAAAUCAGCUCGUGAAAUGGGUAACUUGAAUCGAGAGUUGACUAAAAUGAUGGAAGAACAUCCUGACCGCGAUUACACUGGUCAAUUAAAAGCAUUGAGUGUCAAACUUCUCAAUGCAGUUGAAAUGUCGGCGCAAGAAGCAGCAUGGUAUUUGUUACGACAGCCGAUGAGCGAAGCAAGCCGUCAAAUUGUGUACAUACCAACAGUGUGGCCCUCAGAGAGACAACGUUGCCACAAACGUCGGAAACAAUUGGAUCGCGAAGGAAUCGCAGAGGACAGCACAGACGUGUGGACCAAAAACAUCAUUCAGCGGUAUGAAGAAAGACCUCCAUCUUUGCAAGAUGUAUAUUUGGCCGAGUUUGCGUCGUGGUAUGCUAACUCUCGUGAUUUCAUUGACAAUGAAGACGACUUGAACGUGCAUGAAGAUGACGAUCCUGAACCGCCGACUGGAGAAAGAACGACAUCGAGAGGAUAUCGCAAACGUCUGAUCGGUCGAAUCAUACGAUACAGAUGCUACGACAUAGAUGAAACUGUCAAUUAUCAACGUGAGAUGGUACUGCUGUACUUGCCCUUUCGCAACGAAGUCGCUGACAUUGUUGAUUGUAAUAAAUUUAUACAAUUAUUCAAUGACAACAAGGAAACUAUCAUGGAACGCAGAAAACUUUAUGAGAACAAUAUUGACAUCGACAAAGUGAUGCAAGAGCUAGAAGCAAUGAUGAUUUUGCAAAAUUCAGACACCACAGAACCAACGGAAACAGAGUCAAGAAGAGUGUUUGUAGAACAGUUGUUAGGAGGAGAGGGAGCUGAAAAUAACGAUGAUGUUAAUGAAAUCGUGCCGCAAAACGGAUUGUCAGUUGUAAAAAAACGGAGCAACGUGAUGCCAAAACAACAAUAUUGUGAGCUGCUACGAACUACAAAUGCUGAACAACGUGAGGUGGUUCUUGAGGCUAUACAUCGUUUACAUGGCUGCGGAGAUGAGCUCCUACAGGCUCUACAAAUCUUCUUCACCGGACCAGCAGGAUGUGGCAAAACGUAUACAUUGAAGGCCCUCAUGGAAACGUACAAUCGUUACACUCAGAACCACAACUCACUCAACAACGCCUACGUUGCUUGUGCAAGCACAGGUAAAGCAGCUGUACCUCUUGGUGGAACAACAGUUCACUCAGCAUUUCGCCUAACAACUUCUCGAGUUACAAGACUUCUAUCAGCUGAAAACUUGCAAGCCUAUAGAAAUAUGUUCGUUGGCGUGAGAGCAGUUUUCAUUGACGAGAUCAGCAUGUUGAGUGCAGCUAUCCUCGGUAAAAUCAAUUAUCGAUUGCAACAGAUAACCGGCAUAUACGACCAAGUUUUCGGAGGCCUUCACAUCAUCUUAUGCGGCGAUUUCAGACAGCUGCCGCCUGUACGCGCUACUCCGUGUUACACAGUGCCAAUCAACCAACUCGGAGGACCUAUACUGUGGCAAAGCAUCGACUACUUCCCAUUGGUCCGUGUUGUACGACAAACUGACGAGCUGUUUUCGAGAAUUCUGACUAAAAUUGGAGAUGGACUUAAACUAAGUGUCAAUAACAUCAAACUUAUAGAAUCCAGACAUAAGUCAGAGUCCUGGUGCAAAGAGAACGUACCUGACGCUGUUCGGUUGUUUUACAGUAACUUUGAGGUUGAUUCAUACAAUCGAAAAGCAAUUAACAACGCACACAACUGUAUUGCCACUGAUAUCAUGCUCGGAUAUUCCAGUAAUUCUGAGAGGGGCCAACAGCAAGGAAAACUUCACAAGAUGUCGGUUGCAGAGACAGACGGAUUGCCUUACAUGCUGCCCUUAGCAGUGGGAUACCCUUACAUGAUAACGUCUAACAUCAACGUAGGAGAUGGAUUGGUAAACGGCGCUAUUGGAGUCUUGCGACACAUCGAACGUCAGCCAGCCGAUCCAGCCGAAGCAGGACCAUCGACCAGCACGACGUCACCGCCCACAAAAGAUGAAAUUAUCACUCUUUGGUUCGAGUUUCCAGACAAAAGUACGGGUGCCAAUGCAAAACUCAAAAGUCGACCACAUGUACUCAGCAAACCAAACACUUUGUCCGUUGAUUGGGUGCCGGUGUACAAAAAAGUGGUCAACAUCACAUUGACAAAAACAGUGAAAUGCAAACGCAAACAAUUUCCUUGCGUACCUGCUUGUGCCAUUACGAUUCACAAAUCACAAGGUGGGACGUUUGAUGUAAUCGUGUAUAAGUACUCCUCCAAGCAACCACAACAAUUAGUAUAUGUAGCCAUGAGCCGCGUAACGAGUAUCAACGGAUUGUAUAUCAUCACGGAGAAGGACUCUCCUUUGAUUUUCAAACAUGGGCGCGAAGGAAACGACUCACAAACUACACGAGAUAUUCGCACUGAAUAUAUUCGACUCCAAGGACACACUUUGCAAACCACCACUAAAAAGGCAGUCAAAUUCUGUGACGAUGCUACCAGUGCUGGACAAACUAUCGUGACGAACAUCAAUUGUCAAAGUUUGAGUGCUCAUGCCACAGACAUUGAAACAGAUACAGUGAUUCCAAGAUCUGACUAUUUAGUACUGACCGAAACGUGGAUGCGCGACACUUGUGAACCACAUCCAAUCAAGAAUUAUGAGUGCAUAUCAAGGAAGAAUAAUCGAACAAACUCAGACACCAACGCAGCAGGUGGAGUAGCGAUCUAUCGUAGGUUAUCAUCAAUAUCAACAGGAAAAGUGAUCGAUGUUGCGGUCACAGACACUGCUCGAGUUAUCAAAACCUGCGGUGACUUGUGCUUGGCUGAAGUUACUUGCUUUACCGCUGAUACUACCUUCAAAUUUGUGCUCGGUGCUGUUUAUAUUCAUCCAGGAUUAAGUGUACAAGACAUCGGAAUGUUGCUACACCAGGCACUUCUUCCAUACGUGCAUAACAGCCAGUACGUGCCACCGUUCCUGCAAGUUGAUCCUAAUAUGCCGAUUCUUCUAUGCGGUGACUUCAACCAAAACGUGAAGUCUGAUGACAAGUUUCUCAAAUUCAUUAAAGAUACGUUUAAUCUUGAUUGCGUAUCAGAUAUGUCUAAGUCUACUACGUUAAAAGGAACAACCAUUGACUUGACAUUUUCUAGGCACAUUACAGCAGAAACACUUCCUUUCAUUUCAUAUUUCUCCUAUCAUCGCCCUGUCCUCAACAAAAUCACUCAGAUAGGAACAAGUUAA
This is a messenger RNA of Parnassius apollo (apollo), 3687 nucleotides long. Lineage: Eukaryota; Metazoa; Arthropoda; Insecta; Lepidoptera; Papilionidae. The record is from the annotation of a GenBank genome assembly.